AUGAGUUUACCACAACAACCUCUUCAUGCACCUCGUCGCGAUGACCCAUCUACGAGUGACUACUCUUUGGGUGGUGACUCGAGCCUCCAGAUCCUCGUUUGGAAUAGGACGAGGCCAUACUGGCGCAUGGUGUAUUGGUCUGCCAUGUAUCAGAGCAAAUCAGGUCCCAUAAUGUCCCAAACAAUUGUCAACAGAGAUGGUGAGUUCUACUUGACGUACACAGUCUCUAAUGGCUCAGCGAGCAUGCGCAUGGUGCUGCACCACACGAGCAUGGUGAAAUUCCUGGCGUGGAAUAGCAACUCAUUAUCUUGGGAGGUUUUCUUUGAGCGCCCUGGUUAUAGCUGUGAUCGCUAUGCCUCAUGCGGCCCAUUUGGCUACUGUGAUGCCACAGAGGCGGUUGCGACGUGCAAGUGCCUUGAUGGAUUUGAACCUGUUGGUCCUGACUUUUCCCUAGGAUACCAGAGAAAUAAGGAGAUGCGUUGUGGCCAAGGAGAUAGUUUCAUUACCUUGCUUAACAUGAAGACGCCCGACAAGUUCUUGUACAUCAGGAAUAGAAGCUUUGACCAAUGCGCAGAAGAAUGCAGCUGCAACUGCUCAUGCACCGCAUAUUCUUAUGCUAACCUGAGUAAUCUCGGUGUGACUGUAGACAAUUCGAGGUGCUUAGUUUGGAUGGGAGAGCUUGUUGACAUAGAGAAGCGUGGUGAUGGUCUUGGGGAGAAUUUGUACCUCCGGAUUCCCAGCUCGUCUGUCAGUAAGAAGACUGGUGCACUGAAGAUUGCACUCCCAGUCAUGGCAAGUCUACUGAUACUUGUGUGCAUUUGUCUUGUCUGGAUACGCAAGUCGAGAGGCAAGGACCAAACCAAGGCACCCAUGAUUUAUGCGGUGCCGGAACAACUGGGCAGUUCUGAUGUACUAUACGAUCAUAAUUCAGAAUUUCUGUGGAUUAGCUUCAAUGAAAUCAUCCCUGCUACAGAUGGUUUCUCUGACUCCAAUGUGCUAGGAAAAGGAGGCUUUGGCAUAGUAUACAAGGGCACACUGGAAGGUGGCAAGGAAGUUGCUGUUAAAAGGCUUACCAAGUGUUCUGAUCAUGGAAUGGGGCAUUUUAGAAAUGAAGUAGUUCUUAUUGCAAAACUGCAGCACAGAAACUUAGUUAGACUUCUUGGUUACUGCAUCCAUGGAGCUGAGAACCUUCUUAUUUACGAAUACUUGCCCAACAAAAGCUUAGACUACUUCCUAUUUGAUGAUGCUAAAAGAUUUAUGCUUGAUUGGCCAACAAGGUUUAGCAUAAUCAAAGGGGUAGCUAGAGGACUUGUGUACCUCCACCAUGAUUCUAGAAUGACGAUAAUUCACAGAGAUCUCAAAGCAAGCAAUAUCUUGUUGGAUGCGGAAAUGAGACCCAAAAUAUCAGAUUUUGGCAUGGCAAGGAUCUUUGGUGACAACCAGCAACAAGCAAAUACUAGGCAUUUUGUUGGGACAUACGGUUACAUGUUGCCCGAAUAUGCGAUGGAAGGCAUUUUCUCUGUCAAGUCCGACACAUACAGCUAUGGGGCCUUGCUACUGGAGAUUGUAAGUGGGUUGAAGGUCAACUCACCUCCCCAUCUUAUGAGGGACUUCCCAAACCUCGUAGAUUACGCAUGGAACUUACUGGAAGAAGGAAAAUCAGGGGAUUUCAUGGACACGGUGCUUCUAAAGAGUUGUUCACUUCAUCAAGUGUCGUUGUGCACCCACAUAGCAUUAUUGUGUGUUCAGGACAGCUCAGGUGCCAGGCCACUCAUGUCGGUAGUCGUGUCUAUGCUGGACAACGAGGCCAUGCCAGUCAUGACUCCAAAGCAACCUCUGUAUUUCAUUGGAAGGAGACAUGAAGCAGAAGAAGCGACGGAGGACUCCGUUAACAGCGCGGGCCUGACAAUGCUAGUAGGACGGUAG
Messenger RNA from Triticum turgidum subsp. durum (durum wheat), 1926 nucleotides. Lineage: Eukaryota; Viridiplantae; Streptophyta; Magnoliopsida; Poales; Poaceae. The record is from the annotation of a GenBank genome assembly.